AUGACUACUGUUCGGAUGAGCAUGAUGAGCGCGUCCGUCUCCAGGCGUCCAUCGCUGACCCUUGCAGUGGAGCGCGUGUCUCGCGCAGACAAGAACCCUCAAAAAAUCGACGCGUUUCUGCGAACGAUAGCUGCUAAUCGCCAGAAGAAGCCCUCAGCCAGCGUCCAGUACAUCAAGCCCAUGCCCAGUAUCGAAAGUCUGAUGCAAGAGUGGCCACCGGAAUUCGAACAGUUGACCAACACGGUCAGCUUGCCGUCUGCCGAUUUGGACGUCCCUCUGAAAAACUACAUCGACAUUAUCUGUGCGCUACUGGAUAUUCCGGUAUACAAGUCGUACAUUAAGUCUCUACAUGUUUUGUUCUCUUUGUACCUGGAGUUUAAGAACAGCAGCUACUUCAGGAAGAUGAAAAUGGACAAAUUCAGUCCGACUGCCAGCGCCGAAGGUAAACAAGAACUGGUUGACAGUGGUCAGUUUGACACGCUCAUAUUGUGA
This is a messenger RNA of Soboliphyme baturini, 492 nucleotides long. NCBI's taxonomy places the organism in Eukaryota, Metazoa, Nematoda, Enoplea, Dioctophymatida, Soboliphymatidae. The record is from the annotation of a GenBank genome assembly.